Molecule: messenger RNA, 1821 nt
Organism: Malania oleifera
Lineage: Eukaryota; Viridiplantae; Streptophyta; Magnoliopsida; Santalales; Ximeniaceae
Product: inositol-tetrakisphosphate 1-kinase 1
Exons: 1
Coding region: 261-1394 (377 amino acids)
Biological process (GO): inositol trisphosphate metabolic process
Cellular component (GO): cytoplasm
Molecular function (GO): inositol-3,4,5,6-tetrakisphosphate 1-kinase activity; ATP binding; inositol-1,3,4-trisphosphate 5-kinase activity
Source: RefSeq, a predicted model, not a curated record
AUAUAUAUAUAUCCAUCUUUGGCCAUAUCUCUCUCUCUUCUCUCAAUCUUUUUCUUUCUCUCUCAUGACAUCCAAAUGCAGAGAAGAAAAAGAAACGACAAGGAACCCUAAUUUCCAUGAUUUUCUUUUUCUUCCUGUGAAAAUUAGGGCCUUUUGUUUGAAUCUCGGUGCUUAAAUCUUCUCUUGUGAAUGGUUAUGAUUGUUCUUGAAGUUAAUCUACAGAUAGCAUUACAGAUCCAGAGCUUUGUAGAGCAAAGAUAAUGGCAGAGCCUCUGAGACAUUUCCGAGUCGGUUACGCGCUGGCACCGAAAAAGAUACAAAGCUUCAUUCAGCCGUCUUUGGUGGAUCGGGCUAAGGAACGUGGUAUUGAUUUGGUUCAGAUCGAUUUGGAGAAGCCGUUGGUGGAUCAAGGGCCCAUCGAUUGUGUUCUGCACAAGUUGUACGGCGAGGAUUGGAGGAAGCAGUUGGAGGAGUUUGCGAGGAGGAACCCUAAUGCAUGCAUUAUUGAUCCGCCCGAGGCGAUUGAGAGGCUACAUAAUAGGAUUUCGAUGUUGCAGGCGGUUUCGGAGUUAAAGAUUGAGAAUGAGAACGAAACGUUUGGGAUUCCGAAGCAGAUUGUGAUUUACGAUUCGCAGACGUUGUUUGAUCGGCAGGCGUGGGAGGGGCUGAAGUUUCCGGUGAUUGCCAAGCCUUUGGUGGCCGAUGGAAGUGCAAAAUCACACAAAAUGUCGCUGGUUUUUAAUCAUGAUGGGUUGAAUAAGCUGAAACCGCCGAUUGUGUUGCAAGAAUUUGUUAAUCAUGGGGGUGUUAUUUUCAAGGUGUAUGUGGUUGGUGAAUAUGUGCAGUGUGUGAAGAGGAAGUCCUUGCCUGAUGUUUCUGAGGAGAAGCUGGCAAGUUUGGAGGGAUCUCUUUCUUUCUCUCAGGUGUCAAAUUUGACGACGCAUGAGAGGAAUGACGAUAACUAUUAUGAGACGAUGCAUUUGGAAGAAACAGAGAUGCCGCCACAGAGUUUUAUAACGGAGAUUGCAAGGGGUUUGAGACGGGCAAUGAAAUUGAAUCUUUUUAACUUUGAUGUCAUUCGGGAUGCAAGAAUUGGGAACCGGUAUCUUGUUAUUGACAUAAACUAUUUUCCGGGGUAUGCUAAGAUGCCGUCAUAUGAGUCUGUUUUGACUGAUUUUUUCUGGGAUGUGGUGCACAAGAAGGAGAAAAAUUCAAGAAAGUGUUUGAACAUGGGAGAUUGCUCGGAGACUGGUUUUGAUAAGCGGCAAGUGCAAAUUUAUGAUAAAGAAAUGAGAAAGUGUGUAGGCAAUAGUUAUUGCGGCGAUGGGGACGAUGGGGCCCUUCCAGUUUCUCCUCUUAGCAGGGAAGAGAACGAGAACUCUAUUCAAGUCUGAGGGAAUACAAGUUUGUUGGUUCAUUGGCCGGGAGACUUGGGUUAGCAGAUUCUGCAGGAUCCUCCUUCUGGUUUCUGAUUGAAGCAAGCUGCAUAUUUCAUUUAGGUAACAGUUAGUACAGUGGUGAAUAAGUAGGUCAUUGGCUUCAGUUUCUUCCUUUUGAUGGCAUUACUUGAUGUUCUGUGUUCAUGUAUAUUCUGCCAUUGCUCCAGCGAUAGGUACUCCUCAAAUACUCUCUGAAGCUUUAGGAAGGUUAAGUUGGGCCCUAAGGGCACCUUAAGUGGAUGGAUUUUGAGAUUUUGUCAAUGAUAUUCUCAUUUUAUUUUUAUUGCAUUUAAUUUGGUUCAUUAAACUUAUAGAUUGUUUUACUGUGUUUUAACCAAUUAUUUUAUCAAGAAUUGACCAGCCUGGCAUUGUUGAUGUGCCA